UUCGAAAACUUGCUAAUCGAAUCAUAUUUUCCUCGUCGAUUGGAAUUUCUGACUUUAAACUCUGAAAGAUCUAUACGCGAAUGGAACUCAUUACCCUCAGACAUUUUUAAUUUCUACUGUGGUCGGCUGUGUCCAAAUUAGGAUUGCCAAAUGGAAAACGUUAUCUUUAUCAUGAGCUUGUUGGUUAAGCAAGUGUCUUCAACUAUAUUUUGCCAAGAAAAUGAACAACAUAGUAUGCUGCAAUCUCUGGGUCUUGACAACUUGACCAUUCAAGCAUUUGGUUUUAGCGUAUUGGUUCUAUACUUUGCAUAUGUAAUUUUCUCUCCAAAGAGAAAGAGUUGUGGAAUAGAAAGGGAGUGUUCAUUGAAGAAUUUUGAUACUCAACCUACAGACGUAGCUCUUACAUCUCCAGGUGAGUUAAAUUGUUAUUUACUGGUAAUUAUUUCCAAGGUUAAGCAAGUGUCUUCAACUAUAUUUUGCCAAGAAAAUGAACAACAUAGUAUGCUGCAAUCUCUGGGUCUUGACAACUUGACCAUUCAAGCAUUUGGUUUUAGCGUAUUGGUUCUAUACUUUGCAUAUGUAAUUUUCUCUCCAAAGAGAAAGAGUUGUGGAAUAGAAAGGGAGUGUUCAUUGAAGAAUUUUGAUACUCAACCUACAGACGUAGCUCUUACAUCUCCAGCCAACAAGAAUGUGUUGUGUGACUAUCCAGUACAACAUAGUGCUGGUCAUGUAGUAUUUGAAAAGACAGGAGUAGAAGUCAUUGGUUCUGAUAGCUUUACACCCAGUGACCAAUGUGCUGUGCCAAACGAUUUGGUCAUACAAGCAAGCUCUGAAUCAGAACAGUCGGGCCUUCUAGAAGAGGAUGAAUUGCCACUUAGCCCAGGAAUAAAGUUAAUUUCAAGUGUCUCAAAGUUGAAUGGGCAACUUGAAGUCUGGGUACCUCAUGGUGCAAACAUGGUUUUAACUGGCCAAAAAUGGAAUAUCAUUCUGAAGGAGUACCAAAACAAUAGAUGGGUAACUGUAAGCCAAACUGAAAGUUUCACAGGCCAAGGAAUAAAGAAUAUUGUCUGCAAAAGCAACCAUGUAAGAUUUAAUACAGAUCAUCUGUCAACAUUUAUAGUUGUUGGGAAGUUUGAUAAGUCUUCUCUGUCAGUAUUCAAGAGAAUGAAGGUUGCAGCAUUCUGCACUGACACAAGAGUUGGUGAAGAUCUUGUUAUGAGGCUGUACUGUUUUGACGAUUGUGAAUGGUCAUUUGAGAAGUUGAUGGCAAUUGAGCAUGAAAAAGGAGGGAAAAUGAUGUCAUCGAUUGAAUCCCUUGACUUCUCUGUUACCAGUAAAGAGGAUGUUGAGAUUACUAUAAAAGAUGUUGCAGGCUGGCACCUAGAUAAGGCUGCCCCAAUGCGCCUCAGUCACGAGUCACUGAGGAACUCAUUCAACAUCAUUCCUCAGUGUGAUCUGGUGUUUCAUCCCUCUAACAAGACAAGGGAUAGUGGCUUUUUUGUUGUUAUGGCUUUGACCCGUGGGUCAUCUAUAGAGACUGUGAUGUAUGCAACUACUUCACUUAAAAAGAGGUCUCUGGGAAAUUCUUUCAAUGGUUUGGUGAGUGCUAAAACUGGGAAACAAGUGGAAGUACAAGAAGCUUGUAACAGAUUUAUUGUCAACUUAUAGUUAAUCAACUGUCAUAAAGGAAGACCACCUUUGUACUCUUUGGAAGGAUGAUCAAAGUUACUUAUGCACGAUAUAUUAACAUAUCAAAAUAAUAAAGGAUCUAAUAUUGGCUUUUUGUGGAUUAAACUUGUAUCUGCAGGUCUAUUCGUGGUGAAUAAUUAAGUUUAAGAACUCCUGUAUAAUGCAAUGAUGUUAUACAAUUUUUCAGCACAAAACAUAACGUAGACAACGUAGUGAAAUAAAAAGAUACCUAUUUCUCUAGUUGUUAUUGUAGUUCUAGCAAUAGGAAUCUAUAUAAAAUCAGUGCCAUGUUUAAUUAGCAAUUUAUUAAGUUAACGGCCAUUAACUGUAUUAAUGAACACAAAAAGGCAAAUAGUCUGUUUCGAUUUAAACUGAACCAUAUUGUUUAAGAGUGUGGCGAUAACACAACAUUGAAGAAUCAAGUAGAUACUGCACAAUUCACAAUGAUAAUUAGACUCAAUCACCUCCUGUUAACUUUUAGGAAUUCUAGGAAUGCAGAUUUGCCGUUGGAUCUCUGAUGCGAAUACUGAAAUAAUGGACUUUGUU
Messenger RNA from Orbicella faveolata, 2235 nucleotides. RefSeq lists its product as uncharacterized. NCBI's taxonomy places the organism in Eukaryota, Metazoa, Cnidaria, Anthozoa, Scleractinia, Merulinidae. The record is from RefSeq and is a predicted model, not a curated record.